This is a messenger RNA of Leucoraja erinaceus (little skate), 3338 nucleotides long. RefSeq names its product BEN domain-containing protein 4. Bases 61 to 1680 code for a protein of 539 amino acids. Gene Ontology annotation, molecular function: DNA binding. The transcript is spliced from 5 exons. The record is from RefSeq and is a predicted model, not a curated record. Lineage: Eukaryota; Metazoa; Chordata; Chondrichthyes; Rajiformes; Rajidae.
GCUCCCCCUCCCGGCACCGGGCACCAGCACCGGCACCAGCACCAGCACCGGGCGGCUGCAAUGGACGAGGCGAUGCAUCAGGCGGAAGACGAGACACUACGCACGGUCACCAUCUCCAAAGUGUGCAAACAGCGAACCCCUUACAACGCGCUCAGACCCUUCCCCGGGAAGAAGGCGAUGAUGGCCAGGAGGUACGAGAGACCCACCAUGGUGGACAUCCCGCAGCUGGCCAUUGGCGCGGCAGCAGGAGGAGGAGCUCCCCAGCAGAGUCACCACCAUCCGCCGGUUGCCAUAAACACUGGGCAGCAGCCACAUCACUACCACCAUCAGCACCACCACCAGCAGCAACAGCAGCAGCAGCAGCAGCAGCAGCAACAUUAUCCUUCUUACCAGAGCGUGUCUAACGCCAGACUGGUCCUGGGAGCGGCAUCACCAGCAACAUCGACCUAUGCUUCGGCUUCCCAGUCGCACCUCGGAGCAACAGCCCCAGACCACCCUCCUCCCGCCAGGUACAACAACACAUUCACAUCCCCGCCGCCAGCAGAGAGCAACAGCAUCAACCUGAGUGCAGAGAGCCGCUUAAUACUUGACGCAUUUGCACAGCAAUGCAGUCGAGUCCUGACUCUCCUGAAAGACAAUGGAAAACUUCUGGACACCAACUAUCCUCAAGUGGUUUCAAGUGUGAAAAGGGAGAGUGGAUGCUACGAAGAGCACACAGGACAGUGCCAGCUUGUCAGAAGUGGCCCAGUGCAGCCACUGACAGGAGGCAACCCGGAUAUGGAAUUGGAGUACGUGCAGAAGAAACAUCAAACCUCAGCCUUGCUGCGAGUAUUUACUGACUCCCUUCAGAGUUACCUCCUAGCGGGGGGCCGGCCUUCACAGAGUAACAUGGAAGCAAGCGAGUGCAGUCACAUGACGGAAAUGGAUCCACUUUCCUCGUCUCCUACCCACACCCUGGGAGGGUGGACAUCCCCCGCUACGUCCGAAUCCCAUGUUCAUCCAUCAUCAACGUUUCCUGAGGAGGAAGAAGAGGGUGGAUACUGUCAGAGAUGCCAAGAGUUGGAACAAGAAGUAGUUUUACUUCAACAGGAAAAUGAGGAGAUGAGGAAAACCUUGGAUAGCAUUCCAGUGCCCUGCCAGACCGUUCUUGAUUAUUACAAGACUGUCCUUCAGCACCACAACCAACUUGUUCAACCAGUCUCAGAGGAGCAGCCACCAGAGGGAAACAAGCAGUUGUUGACCAACUAUCCUGUGCAUAUCACCAGUAAACAAUGGGACGAGGCUGUCAAUUCAUCUAAAAAAGAUGGCCGCCGGCUACUGCGUUACCUCAUUCGAUUUGUGUUCACAACAGAUGAACUGAAGUAUUCAUGUGGUCUGGGGAAAAGGAAACGAUCUAUGCCACUAGGAGAGCCAGGACCUGAGCGACGACCUCUCGACCCAGUCAAAGUGACCUGCCUCCGAGAAUUCAUCCGGAUGCAUUGCACCUCCAACCCGGAUUGGUGGAUGCCAUCAGAGGAACAAAUCAACAAGGUUUUCAGUGAUGCUGUUGGGCAUGCUCGGCAGGGACGUGCGGUGGGAACUUUCCUGGGUGGCAGCGGUGCCUAUUAUGAAGGCUAUGACCAUCAGAUGUCACAGGACGAAGUGUUCAACAAGGGAUGCCACGAGGGCGGAGGAGACUGAACCCAUACAGUUUAAUGUAACUGCCUUGUUGGUGUAGAACAUGAAUGUAUAUUUCUCCAUGGUUGUAUUGGUGUUGCACCAACUUGAUAUGAUGCAAAUCAAUCUCAAAUUAGAACAUUUAAUUAAAACAAGAUUUCCAACAGAAGAAAUACCAAAAGUGACCUCAGAGGUUAACCUGCUUUGACUGUGAUUUAUUUGGUAAAUAUCCAUUGUCUUGAACAUCCAAAGUGCAAUCCCAGGCUUGGGACUGAGGAAUGUUACUUACUCUGACCAAAUAAGAAAAAAUAGCAUUCAGCCUGAAUAAGAAGAUAGCAUACAAUCAAAAUAAGACUUUAAAAAUAGUUUGCUUUAUAGGUUUGUUUACAAGCUCUAAAAUCUGCACAAAAUCAAAAAUAACUUUGAAUGAAAUAUAUCAAAGCUAAUUCUGGGCAACUAUAAUUCUGGGCAACUCACGAAUAGAAAAAGAUUACUGUUAAAAUCUGGAGCCUGACCCGUGUUGAUGGUAUUACUAGCAGUAAAACAGAGUUUAGGAAUUAAGCUUGUAGUCACAAACAUCAUAAUAGUGUGGUGAUAUGGUUUACAAUAUAGGAAUAGUUUAUCGUCACAUGUGACUAGGCACAGUGUGAUUCUUUGCCUGCAUACACAAUGUGUACAAAUAUCAGGUCUUCCACGCUCCAGUCGACCCGCGAGGCAUCGCCGCCGCCACCGCCGCCCCAUUUCACAUCCGCGUGGCGCCGCCGUGGGCUCCGUCGCCCGCUUCUAUCCACGAGGCCCCGACCCGGGCUUCUACGCAGUGACCCAGGAGGCAUCGAGAUAAAGGCCUCCGGCAGCUUUCCCAGUCCACAGCCGUGGCCCGUCGGCUAUAAAACUUUGCCCAGUCUACCAUCCUGUAAAUUCAAUUCUCCCCCCUCCCUGAUUCUCAGUCUGAUGAAAGGUCUCGACCCGGCUAUUUCUUUCUGGAGAGAUGCUGCCUGACCCGUUGAGUUACUCCAGCAUUUUGUCUAUCUUUGGUGUAAAUCAGCAUCUGCAGUUCCUUCCUACACAAAUUCAAUUCUUGCCCUAGUUUCAGUUACCUACUUUUAAAAUGUAGCAUUUCGGAAUUGUAGCGCCCUUGCCAAGGGAAUCAUGUAGAAAUAUAACGUAAUAUCUGCAGAAUGACAAACAAAAUCGAGGCAGGUAAGUAGCAUUCCCUUCAGCAAUGCAUAUCUGCCAAUUAUCUCACACACUGGCUUUGGUUAUAUUGCACUUUGUUUGAAUACCUUCUGUCCAUGUGCACAAAUGCACUGACAUUGAAAGUUGCAACAUUUGUAAUACUUGUAUUAAAACUAAUUUCAUUAACGAAAUUAAUUUUAAACCGUUAGUUUCUUAUCAACUUUCAAAUUGACUGUUAUCGAGGCAUUUGACCCCAUUUCACGUUCAUAGUCGGCCGACAUGCUGAUUAUGACGACUGGAUUAUCCUGUUCAUAUUACUAAACCUUAAUUGUUAAUCUGCUAAGGUUUUGCACAUUUGAAUAAAGCAGAAAACAAUAAGAACCAAGGAACGCAUUAUUCUAAGGUAUAUAAAAAAUGCAGGAGAAACUCAGCGGGUGAGGCAGCAUCUAUGGAGAAAAGGAAUUGGCGACGUUUCGGGUCGAGACCCGUCUUCAGAAGGGUCUCGG